Molecule: messenger RNA, 558 nt
Organism: Mucor mucedo
Lineage: Eukaryota; Fungi; Mucoromycota; Mucoromycetes; Mucorales; Mucoraceae
Exons: 3
Coding region: 177-437 (86 amino acids)
Source: RefSeq, a predicted model, not a curated record
AAAGGGCGGGAGAAACAAAAAAAAAAGAUUCAACAAAAAAAAAAAGAACUCAUAAACGUCAUCUGUGACGUCGUUCAGUUUGUCUAAACGGGUUUUAGAUUUUUUUUUUUGUUGUUUAAGCAUCUUUUUUUCGCUUUGUUACCUACCCCCUCUUUUUUUAGAAAGACUUUUUAAAAAUGAAGACUUUUGUUAGUCCUGGUUAUGCUACGUGUUGUAGUCUGUUAUCCUUUUGUGGUAUCCUCUUUCUUAUUGUUCUCGGCAUGGCGUUUGAUGCUGAAGUAGAGAUUUUGACAGAAUUUACUUCUGACCCUGACGACCCAAAGAUGACGGCCAAGGCCUGUUUCACUGCUGCUGCUGUCUAUGCCUGUUUCCUUGGUUUCUGCGGUUGCCAGAUGUUGGUUCACAAGUUUAAUUCCCGUAAUCAAAUUCAACUCUAGGACGAGAGACAGAGAGAGAGAGAGAUAGAAAGAGAGAGAGAGAGAAAGAGAUAUAUUUUUAUCAUAUCACUUCUCUCCCGCGUUUCAUGUUGUUGGCCCAAAAUAAACAGGAAAAAAAAAA